AUGGAACAUCGACAAAGAAUCAAAACACAAUUAGAGACAAUUAUUAAUGAUCACGAUCAAUUUCAACAAACAAUAAUUCAACAAAAAGAGGAUUCACACAAUUCUUCUUUCAUUCAACAAAUUAAUCAAUGGGAAACAAAUUCAAUUCAUCAAAUUCAACAAACAGCAGAAGAAUGUCGGAAAACAUUGAUGAAAUUAACACAAAAGUCGAUCGAUGAUGCAGAAAAAAAGUUUAUUGAAUUAUCUCAGAAAUUAAAAGAAAUUCGUGAAGAAAAUGAAUUUUAUGAAAUUGAUUUAAAUAAUUUUCAAUUAAAAUUAACACAAAUUACAGAAGAAUUUCUUCAAUCAUCAAAUAUUUCUAUUCGACAAGAUUCACAAGAAUUUAUCAAGAAAAUUUCGGUUGUUUCACCAUUCGGAACAUGUUUCAACUCAGACGAUAUUGAUACACACUGUGACAGCGGUUAUUGUGGAGCAUAUAUGCUUUUAGACGAAAAAAAAGAAGAAACUGAAUCGGAUCAAUAUUGUGUUGAUGAUAACGGCAAGACCACGUUCUCAAGCGUAUCUAUUGUAGUUACUCUUAAUCCAUCCAUUGAUUAUAUAAAAUAUAAAUUUUGCACAACAGAUAAAUAUAAUAAUCAAACAAGUUUACAACGAAUUUUAAAUGCAUUCACUCUCGAAGAAAAUUUUCAACCAUUCGAUGUUUUAUUUAAUAAUAAUAGUAAACCAUUUACUGAACAAAAUCCAUGUACUAAUUUUUCCAAUUCUACUCAUUUCGAAUGUCCAACAUCAGGUUGUUUUCUAUCAGAAAUGGAAUCAAUACGCGAAAUUUGUGCUCGAUGUCCAAAAGAAUUACCAAACAUUAGAUCUUGA
Molecule: messenger RNA, 870 nt
Organism: Adineta steineri
Lineage: Eukaryota; Metazoa; Rotifera; Eurotatoria; Adinetida; Adinetidae
Source: the annotation of a GenBank genome assembly